Messenger RNA from Physella acuta, 2013 nucleotides. Its product is annotated as zinc finger protein 883-like. Lineage: Eukaryota; Metazoa; Mollusca; Gastropoda; Physidae. The record is from RefSeq and is a predicted model, not a curated record.
AUGGAGAGCAAUGCUAGUGAGCUUAGCCAAUUGAAGAAACACCUUAGAAAUCACACUGAAAAAAAGGCUAAUGAGUGUGACACAAAGAUUGGUCAAUUAAAAAAAUACCCUAGAAAUCAUUCAGAAGAAAAGCCUUAUAAGUGUGACAUAUGUGGUAAAUGUUUUACAAAGAUUUUCCAAAUAAAAAAACACCUUAAAACUCAUACAGGAUUAAAGCCUUAUACUUGUGAAACAUGUGGUAAAUGUUUUUUGCUGAUCUCAGGUUUAAAGAGACACCUUCUAAUUCAUUCAGGAGAAAAGCCUUACAUGUGUGACACAUGUGGUCAGUGCUUCACACAAUUUGCACAUUUAAAGAUUCAUCAUAGACAUCAUACUGGAGAAAAACCUUACAAAUGUGGCACAUGUGGUAAAAGUUUCACAGAAUCUAACAGUUUACUGAGACAUCACAGAGUUCAUACAGGAGAAAAACCUUUCAAGUGUGUCAAAUGUGGUAAAUAUUUUACAGAUUCAUCACACUUACGGAGACACAUCAGAAUUCAUAAUGAAAUUAAACCAUACAAGUGUGACAUGUGUGGUAAAUAUUUCACAGCAUUUUGGGAUUUAAAGAUACACCUUAAGAUUCAUACAGGAGAAAAGCCUUUCAAAUGUGACAACUGUGAUAAAAGUUUUUUACAGCUUAUCCACUUAAAGAUACACCUUAAAAAUCAAAACUAUGAAAAGUCUUACAAGUGUGACAAAUGUGGUCAAUGUUUCACAACAAGUUAUUCUUUGAACAACCACCUUAGAAUUCACACUGGUGAAUUACCAUAUAGGUGUGACAAAUGUGGUAAAUCUUUUGCAUUGAAGAGCACUUUACGGAAACACUCUACAAUUCAUACUAAACCUCAUAAGUGUGACAAAUGUGGUAAAUGUUUUGCACUCCUGUCCUAUUUACAGAACCACUGUAAAAUUCAUAUAGCAAAACAGCAUUACAACUGUAACAAAUGUGAUAAAUGGUUCACAAAAAUAAAAUCUUUACAGGAACACCAUAGAAUCCAUACUGGUGAAAAGCCUUACAUGUGUGACAAAUGUGGUAAAUGUUUUGUGAGUCUGACCUAUUUACAGAACCACUGUAAAAUUCAUACAGGAGAAAAGCCCUUCAGGUGUGAAAAAUGUGGUAAAUGUUUUGCAUUCUUCUCCAUUUUAAAGGCACACAAUAGAAUUCAUACAGGAGAAAAGCCUUACAAGUGUGUCACUUGUGGAAAAUGUUUCACAUAUUCCUCAGGUUUAAAGAAGCAUCAAAGAAUUCAUACAGGAGAAAAGCCUUACAGGUGUGACACAUGUGGCAAAUGCUUCAGACAAUUCUCAAAUUUAAAGGGUCAUCAUAGAUAUCAUAUUGAAGAAAAACAUUACAAGUGUGUCACUUAUGGUAAAUGUUUCAGACAUAUCUCAGGUUUAAAGAACCACCAUAAAAUUCACACAGGAAAAAAUAUUAAUAAUUGUGAAGAAUGUGGCAAAUGUUUCUUGGAAGUUUCCACUUUAUUGAAACACCAAAAUUCUCAUAAAAUAGAAAGGCCGUACAGGUGUGACAUAUGUGGUUCUCGUUUUGGACAACGGCGCACUUUAAGAAAUCACCUUAGAACUCAUACUGGAGAAAAACCUUACAAGUGUGACAAAUGUUGUAGAUGUUUCUCUCGGGCUUACUGUUUACAGAGACACCAUAAAAUUCAUACUAGUGAAAAACCUUAUAAGUGUGACAAUUGUGGCAAAUUGUUUAGGGAACUUAGCUAUGUCACAAGACACCUGAGAAUUCAUACAGAAGAAAAACAAGUGUGGUCAUAUGACAACCGCAACCAAGGUGACAACCUUAGGCAACAGGACAACACUAGCCAGUAUGCAACUCUAACCAUCAUGAUAACCCUAGCUUCACAAAGAUGGCAACAUGCUAAUAUGACAAUCCUAGCCAAUAAUUCAACCAUAGCAGUAAACCAACAUGACAACCCUGGCCAACAUGACAAACCUUGGGGAACAUGA